GAGUGGGAGCUGCAGGCUGAUAGAUAGGGAGAGACCAGCAGCACAAGGCAGCAGCACGUCUGCCUCUAUCUGUCGCCUCUUGGAUCUCCCCAAACACAGCUGUCCUGGUGUGUGUGUGUGAGGGAACGCUUAUACAGCGCGCACCAGAGUUUUCCCGGUUGCUGCGCACACAAAGCCCGUUGUCCGACCGCUCUGGUUGUGGUGUGGCCACGCGUGGGGUUGAAGGUUUGACCACUUUUGCUCUGGACUUUGCUCGACACCCAUGAUCCCCAGCCGUCUCUGGCAUACCCUCUCAUUAAGAUGGGAAAUGCCUCUGAAACAUUUCUGCUCGAGUCCAGAAUAUCGAAAGAGAAUGACUUCCUCAUGGGAGCUAUCUACACCAUCUUUGGUGUGCUGUCGGUUGUGGGAAACGGGAUCCUGCUGUUCGUGGCCUAUAGAAAGAAGUCCUCCCUGAAGCCGGCAGAGUUCUUCGUGGUCAACCUGGCCAUCAGCGAUCUGGGCAUGACCCUCAGCCUGUUCCCACUGGCCAUCCCCUCGGCCUUCACUCACAUGUGGCUGUUCACGAGGACGGCCUGUAUGGGCUACGCCUUCUGUGGCGUUUUGUUCGGCCUGUGCAGUCUGACCAACCUCACCAUGCUCUCCAGCGUCUGCUGGCUCAAGGUCUGCUGCCCGCACUACGGUAACAAGUUCUCCUUCUGCCACGCCUGCCUGCUGGUGGCCGGGGUCUGGUGCUACGCUGGAGUUUUUGCAGUGGGUCCCCUGUCGGGCUGGGGGGAGUACGGCGCCGAGCCGUACGGCACGGCGUGCUGCAUCAACUGGGAAGCCCCGAGCCGGGACUCUGCAGCCAUGAGCUACAUCGUCUGCCUCUUCUUCUUCUGCUACAUCAUGCCCUGCACCGUCAUCUUCUUGUCCUACACCUUCAUCCUGCUGACCGUCCGGGGCUCCCAACAGAAUGUGCAGCAGCACAUGUCCCCGCAGAACAAGACCACCAACGCACACACGCUCAUCAUUAAGCUCUCCGUGGCAGUCUGCAUCGGUUUCCUGACAGCAUGGAGUCCGUACGCGGUUGUGUCCAUGUGGGCGGCGUUUGGUAACCCAACAGAAGUACCACCCAUGGCUUUUGCUCUGGCAGCUAUCUUUGCCAAGUCCUCCACCCUUUAUAACCCAAUUGUCUAUCUGGUCUUCAAGCCCAACUUCCGCAAGUCCCUGUGUCGGGAUGUGGUCCUGUGCAGGACGACAUUCGUUGGAUGUCUGUGUUCGCACGGCUCAGCACAGAAGGGAACUUGCAGGCAUUCCGAUCACAAAGAAGAGUGCAACUCCACCAGGUUGUCAAACGGGCUACCGGAGAACCACAGGGCCUGCAGACACUGUCCCUGCCCUGAAAGAGCCACCGGUGUCAGAGAGAACUUCACAGAAUACAGCCCCCGGCAGACUGCCAGGAUACUUAAAGAAUCAAUGAAUAGUGAGGUCGCUGUCAGUCAGCUCUCCAAUGAGCAGAGUGACUUCUUGUAGAGACAGACAGUGAGAGGGUGAAAGAAAAAGACAAGUGAUGGAGAAAAAGAUGGCAAAAGUGAAGGUUGAAAGACGAUAAUUGCAAAAACGUAAUGAAAAACAAAAAGAUAAAGAUUGAUUAACCCUCUGAAUCCCGUGCAGUUUUCAGUCAUGCACCUCUAUGGAAACAGCACAAUCAUGGCCAGAAGAAAAAGCUAUAUAUACAUGCAUUUCUCCAAGUGUCCACAAGUGUUACCGAUGUUGAAAAAAAUAAUGGAGGCUCUACGUGAUAUAUUCAUUGAGCUAUUUACAUUUUUACAGCCUGUCCUCUCUGCUCUGUGUUCAGCAGCCUGCAGUUCAGACGACGUUUCACAGAAUUCUUGUCACGUGACUGUAUCGCUCAGCCAAAUCAGUCAUGACUUCCGAGUUGCGUUGAUGAACUCAGAAUUUAAUGUUUUUUACAGGAUCUGGUGAAAGCAAAAGGUUUAUUCAGGGCAAGAUUUUAAAUGAGACGUGUAGAGUAGAAUGUUUUUGAUGAAAUAUCACCAUUUCAAUCACAGUUUUGAUCAUAGUUUUGGCUACUUUUUUUGACGGAAGCGUUCCUUUCACAUGAUAUGUUCAAGGACCGUCGGAAAGAGGAAAACCUGACAAUAAUGACGUUUUUACAGCUUCUGGAUCUGAUAAUCGGUGUAGUUUUGUCGAUUGUUUAAGUAUUAAACAUGCUUCUUAAUCCCGCCGGCAGGUUUUGGGGUUCAGAGGGUUAAAGGAAAAUAAAUAUGUUAUAACUUUUAAGGUCAAAGUUCUUUCAUGCCUCAAAUACGCGAUACUGCCAAAAAAAUGAAAAAGACCGCAAAGUGGUUUAAACUUUCUACUCUCUAAAUCAUCCUUUAUGUAUUUAUUACACGUACUGUAUUUGAUGAUGUGGUUAAGUAUUCAUCAAUGCAUGCAUGAAAUUGAAGGAGCACAGGGUUGCUGGUGCCAUUGAAUUGGAUAACUGUCUCCUUGUUGAGGCCCAUGCUUUAUGCUUUACAUAAAAUGUACAACCAGGGUGUUGUGUUGAAUCCGCUGCAAAGAGCUGUCGUCAAUGUCAAUUAUGUCUAAUGGGGCGUGUUAAGUGCAUGACUAGUUGGAGGCUGUAACACUCAAUGGGCUCUAUUCUCCCUCAGCGUGCUCUAUGUGGAGACCUCUGAACAACAAUAUUCACGAUACCCUGUUUGAAGAUUCAUCAAAAAAUGUUCCGAAAUGUAGAGUUUCUGAGGGUCUUCAGCUGAAAUGAGCCACACAUUUUAAAACUGUGCAAAACGACAUCGAUAUUUAUACGUCAGCGUUUUGUACGAAUGACGCGUGUUGCUUUUCUGAUGUGAAAUCCAGACAGAAACACACGAGUACACUGAUCAGGUUAAACGUCAAUGAAAGGUCAUGUUUCUUUUUGUCGAACAGUAAUAUUAUAUUUAUGUAGAACAGGGUUGUAGUUAUGUGGCUGACUUUGCUUUAAAAUGUGUCCUGUUGUCUUAUACUCUAGACAAGAAGAGAAAAGGUGUGUCCAUGUGGAAGAUCAGCUGCAAUCAAGUUAAAAAUGAGCAGCAGAAAGCUAAAAAUAAUACUAUUACUCACAAUUUGGCACUUAUUUUCAUAGUUUUGGUUGCGAUUUAUAUAUUUAUAUAUAUAAGUUAUGAUAACAAUUUGAUCACCAAAGUAAUUCCUGCGAUCUGGAAACAUUGUGGCGAUCUACUUCAACAAAGUGUGACAGGAAUUUAUUCUUUUUAACCUUUUUUAUAACCAGGCGAGUCAUUCAGAUAUUGUGUGGAGAUUUAAUUUUCCAUUUAUUUUCUCUUUUAAAUAAGUUUAUCUUUCUUUAAAACUGUUAUAAGGCGACACUUGCAUCCUUUAUCAAACUACUCUUCAGCAAUGUUGUCGUGUUCACAGAUUUUUUUAUCAAUUUACGUAGGUUCAUUAUAUGUUGUCAGCAUCAACAGUAAUGAUGUCCAAAACUAUGGAAAUAUGACUCAAAACUGGACUAAUGAGAUGCUCCUUUGUGGGCUGUUUCCUUCUGUGUGUGCGCGUGCGUGUGCGUGCGCGUGCGCGUGCGCGUGUGUGUGUGUGUGUGUGUGUGUGUGUGUGUGUGUGUGUAAUGUGCCUCUGUGAGUGUCUUUAAUGGGCAGGACUACGAGUGUGCAGCUCCUGAGUUCUUUCAGUUGUGUGACACACAAACGGCAACAAAAAGAGGACCGAAAUGGGCAAAUUGAAAGUUUUCCAUAAGCCGUUAAAACAGAAAUAGGAAGAUUUAACAUUAUGUCUGUGCAUGGAUACGGGCCACUUGUCUUUGGUGCUCAUCUUGGAAAAGAGAGGGCCUGUUGUUCGGACAUAAGGCUUCACUUCAGCGCCUGCCAACAUUAUUCCAAUAAAGCAAUGCCCAGCGAGCAGAGUUGAGCUUAACCGCAGUGUUUGUCCAACGAGCAGUUUUGUUCCCCCUCCCGGCAGCAUAGGUCACCAUAUGGAAGUACAAGAACACCUGCCAUUGACUAGAUGAAUUAGAUCUGCUAGAGCGCAUGUUGUGGUAGUGUGUUGAGUAGCAUGACAUUCAUGUCAAGUCGUGAUUCAUUUCUUUUCAUUGGCGAGACGGAAGCCGACUAUAAAAGCGGUUCUUUCACUGUCGCUUCGUCGUGAAAUAGUUCGUAGUGUAAAACAACCACGUCAGCACAUGUGAUGUUCUCCGCUGCCGGCUGCACUCCUCAAAUUACUGCUCUGACAUUGCUACACAGCGACUGCUUCUUACAAGAAAUUGAUGCCAAACCGCCAUCGCCACCUGAACUAAUAGACAACUUUGGCUUUUCACACAACAGUUAGGCCUGGGGUAAGACCCUGGUUAGUUCAGCUUGUUACCUGUGGCUUUAGGCUAUGUUCAUAUAUAUCAGCUCUCGCAACAAACAAAACACAGUGCUAUCUGGCAAAUAAGUCGAACCUGGCACAAUUUUUGCAUUAAGCAACGCACUGCAUUGUGAACACAAGUGAACAUUCCUGAUGAGCUGAAUGGGUCACUUCUUCUGUUUGCCUCAUUGCAACAGAGGAUGAAAUGAUUGUAUCCUCUAUCAUGCUUUUAUAAAUUGCUUUUAGUUUUUUAUACCGUAGUGAACAUUCCGUGACAGUUGUUUCACACUAUGAAAAACUUUAACGCAGGCUCACUUCACCACAAUCUGGACCCAAGUUAUUCACGACUAAUCAAACGUUGCAUUUCUCAGAGUUGAUCAAGGUUUUAAGUAGACAGGUGCAGAUAUCCGUCAGGUGUGUCUGCAACGACUACUGCUGUAUUGACUGAAGGAAUACAACCCACAAUUGGCAAUUUCACAUUAUUCCAGCUUAAUGUGCUAAACUGUC
Anarrhichthys ocellatus (wolf-eel) is the source of this 4866-nucleotide messenger RNA. RefSeq names its product opsin-5-like. Lineage: Eukaryota; Metazoa; Chordata; Actinopteri; Perciformes; Anarhichadidae. The transcript has 6 exons. Gene Ontology annotation, molecular function: G protein-coupled receptor activity. The record is from RefSeq and is a predicted model, not a curated record. Gene Ontology annotation, biological process: visual perception; G protein-coupled receptor signaling pathway. Gene Ontology annotation, cellular component: membrane. Bases 301 to 1512 code for a protein of 403 amino acids.